Messenger RNA from Leptidea sinapis, 2053 nucleotides. Its product is annotated as sodium/potassium-transporting ATPase subunit beta-2-like. Gene Ontology annotation, biological process: sodium ion export across plasma membrane; intracellular potassium ion homeostasis; intracellular sodium ion homeostasis. Gene Ontology annotation, molecular function: ATPase activator activity. Gene Ontology annotation, cellular component: sodium:potassium-exchanging ATPase complex. The transcript is spliced from 7 exons. The record is from RefSeq and is a predicted model, not a curated record. Lineage: Eukaryota; Metazoa; Arthropoda; Insecta; Lepidoptera; Pieridae. The coding region runs from base 31 to 864 and encodes 277 amino acids.
GGUUCCCGCGAACAGUUCUUCGUCUUCGCGAUGGGUCUCGACAAACGUACAAUCAAGAUCAUCGCGAUAGUAGUCGCCGUACUGCUAGUAAUUGGUAUCAUAGUCGGAAUUCUGCUUGCUGUGUUCCUGCCGUACCGUUAUGUUGAGCUGCAAGUUUUCCCGCGCUCCGAGGAGUACAAUUACUACGAGCCACUCAUCCGGUUCCGGGCGAGUGACCCUGGUAGCUGGCACGUCUGGUACAAGCGCAUCAACGAGUUCCUCCGUGACUACGAGACCACAGUGCCGGAUGACCCGCCUCGCGCGCCCUGCUCCACCCACCGGCACGACCAGCGGCUGCCGGUGCCCAGCUGUGAACGAGCACUCAACAUGUGGGCUCCGUGUAAUGCUGACAACUUCUACGGCUACGCUGCUGGCAAACCCUGCGUCUUCCUGAGACUUCAUCACAUUCACUAUUGGGUGCCUGAGCCAUACAACGUGACAAGACCAGUAGAUAUCCCACCUGACAUGCCCAAUGAAAUCAGAAAAUUUAUGCAACAACGUCCGGCCCACCACUACGGUGACUACGUGUGGGUCUCCUGUCAUGGAGAGUUCAACACGGACGAGGAGAACAUUGGUCCGAUCCAGUACAUCCCUGCAAACGUGCCGCCCGGCUUCCCCACCAGCCGGCUGCACACCGCAGACAGGAUCCCCUACGCCACACGCAACCUGCCAGACCAGGUGCCCGGACCUCUGGUGGGGGUGUUCUUUGAGAACCCAAGACGCGGCGUCGUCAUUAAUGUGGAGUGUCGGAUUUGGACCAGAGAUAUCGUGUACAACCCUUCCAACCGAGUUGGACGCACGCGAUUCGAACUCUACGUCGAAUAAAAUACAAAUUAUUUACUAAUUAGGCUUGUUAUGUUAACAGCUAAGGGUUAAUUCGCACUAGUGAUGUAUUGUGGAUGUAUAUGCAAUGAAAGAAGAGCGAAAGGUUGGUCAAUAUCAUAUUCAUCGCCCAAUAAAAUACUUAGGGCUAUUUUUCACCGGGACACCACAGUGGCGCGACUGGUUGUGUGUGUCUGUAAGGUACCAAAUUAGACACCAUACAGACACCAGAGUCAAGACGCAUCCGAGCUGGUUGCGCCACCAAAUUGGUUGCUCAACCAAAAGGACACCAGGUGAGUAACUCUCUAUAGAGCUGUGUAAUAUCGAACAUUAUCAAAAAUAUAUUGAGAUCCAACAGUCAAAAUGUUUAAAGAAAAGCCCUCUAUUGCAGGACAAUAUACCACAUAUUGUAUUUUGUUGGUAGCGGCGACUGGCUGCGCCACCGUGGUGUCCCGAUGGAAUAUAGCCCUAAUAAGCUUAUGUUUGUUCCUGGUGUUUACAUUAUGAUUACUAGAGUUUCUAUAAAAUUCGCUAAUGUGCCUAACACAUAACUUUAUCAACAAUAUAUUGAAAAAUUUUAUUUGUGGUUUUUACUUAUGGCUUAUACUAUUUAUUUUUCAGUGUUCUUAUUGUAAAGUUAAUAGAAAUUUCAAGAUGCGGAUGAGACUUAACAAUUAAUAUCAGAAUUAAUUACAGUUAAAACAAAUUAUUCAACGGAUGAAAGUGAGUAUGUGGAUGAGUGCGAGAUGUCUGUAUUUGUCUGUUUUAUAAUAAUUUAGAAUAAAAAAUUAUGAUUAUUAGUUCCAUGUGAAGUACCUGGCUACACAAAUUAUAUGAAAAUAUAUAAGUAUUGGUUUAUUUAUGUGCUGACCGUACACGUACACACACACAGAAAUGCAAAAUCGUGUCAACAGUAAUUUAUCUGUGCAUACUGUAACUCGGGUGUAUUUGCCAUACAAUAAUUAAUUAAGCCUAUUUGUAUGGAAGUUUCUCCCCUUGAAUAUAAUUGUUUAACAGUAUUAAAAGAAUAUUAUUACAAAAUUACAAAAUUACACUGGUCCCUGACAUACUACAAAGGGAUCAAAAGAUUUCCCAUUACGUUUUGAUAUAUAGAUUACGUCAGAAACUAAAUCUGUUAUAAAGAUACAAUGUAUUACUUAAGAUUUAUAUAUAAUUAAAUUAUAUAAUAAUA